AUGUAUCCUUUCCUCUUCGUAUCUAUCUAUCUAUCUAUCUAUCUAUCUAUCUAUCUAUCUAUCUAUCUCUUCAUCUCAAUCUAUCUAUCUAUCUCUUCAUCUCAAUCUAUCCAUCUAUCCUCAUUAUCUAGCCAGCUAGCUAUCCUUUUCUCUUCACUUCUAUCUAUCUAUCUAUCUAUCUAUCUAUCUAUCUAUCUAUCUAUCUUCUUCAUAUCUAUCUAUCGGUCUGUCUGUCUGUUUACUUCUCCUCAGUUACUCACCCAUUCAAGAACAGUCUCCCCCCACCUCUUUCUCUCUCUCUCUCUCGCUCUCUCUCUCUCUCUCUCGCUCUCCCUCCCUCCCUCCCUCUUUCUCACUCUCGUGCGCCACCUGGUGGCACAUAUCUUGUGCCCUCAUGGCAGGCAUCGGCAGCAGAAGCGACAAGGAAAUGUCUCGUCAUGUAAUCUUUAUCUUUUCUUCUUCCUUCUUUCGUUAACCCUUGAGAAGCCGUCUCGUCCGCUUGGCGGAUUCCGCUUGAUUUCCUCACCUAAUCUAUUUUGUUUUCCUCUCCUGGUCUAUUUUGUUUCCUCGCCUGAUCUAUUUUAUUUUCCUCGCCUGAUCUAUUUUGUUUCUUCUUUUGAUCUAUUUUGUUUCCUCACCUUAUCUGAUUUGUUUCCUCUUCUGAUCUAUUUUGUUUCCUCACCUGAUCUAUUCUGUUUUCCUCUCCUGGUCUAUUUUGUUUCCUCGCCUGAUCUAUUUUGUUUCUUCACCUGA
This is a messenger RNA of Acanthosepion pharaonis, 753 nucleotides long. The record is from the annotation of a GenBank genome assembly. NCBI's taxonomy places the organism in Eukaryota, Metazoa, Mollusca, Cephalopoda, Sepiida, Sepiidae.